UCGGCCCCGCCCGCCGCCGCCGCCGCCGCUGCAGUGGGAGCCGGGAGGCGGGCGAGGAUGGCGGCGGCGGCGGCGUCGCCGGCGCGGGAGCUCACGCAGAACCCGCUGCAGAAGACCUGGGAGCCCUACGACAACGGGCUGCCGGCGGGGCACAGCGCCCAGCGCGGCGUAUGUAUGACCAAUUGCCCUACUCUGAUUGUCAUGGUGGGUCUUCCAGCAAGAGGAAAAACUUACAUCUCGAAGAAGCUGACACGCUAUUUAAAUUGGAUUGGGGUGCCUACAAAAGAAUUCAACGUUGGUCAGUAUCGUCGAGACUUGGUGAAAAAGUAUAAAUCUUUUGAAUUUUUCCUGCCUGACAAUGAAGAAGGCUUGAAAAUCAGGAAACAGUGUGCCUUAGCAGCGCUGAAUGAUGUCCGACAGUACCUCAGUGAAGAAAACGGGCACGUGGCUGUCUUUGAUGCUACAAACACAACUCGAGAACGUAGAGAAACUAUUUACAAAUUUGGUGAAGAAAAUGGAUAUAAGACUUUUUUUGUUGAGUCAGUAUGCGUAGAUCCAGAGGUCAUUGCUGCAAACAUUGUGCAAGUGAAGCUGGGUAGUCCUGACUAUGUUGAUUGUAGUAAUGAUGAAGCAACAGAAGACUUCAUGAAAAGAAUAGAGUGCUACAAGAACUCAUAUGAGACAUUAGAUGAAACUCUUGACAAGGAUCUUUCUUAUAUUAAAAUUAUGGAUGUUGGAAGGAGUUACCUUGUGAACAGAGUAAUGGAUCACAUUCAGAGCCGGAUUGUCUACUACCUCAUGAAUAUCCAUGUCACUCCUCGGUCAAUCUACCUCUGUCGACAUGGAGAAAGUGAACUCAAUCUGAAAGGGAGAAUAGGAGGAGAUCCUGGACUGUCUGUCAGAGGGAAAGAAUUUGCGAAAAGCUUGGCACAAUUUAUUAAUGAGCAAAACAUCAAAGAUUUGAAAGUUUGGACCAGCCAGAUGAAAAGGACAAUUCAGACUGCUGAAGCAUUGGGCGUGCCUUAUGAGCAGUGGAAGGUUUUGAAUGAGAUAGAUGCAGGAGUGUGCGAAGAAAUGACAUACGAAGAAAUACAGGAAAAUUAUCCGCUUGAAUUCGCACUAAGAGAUCAAGACAAAUACAGAUACAGAUACCCUAAAGGAGAGUCCUAUGAAGAUCUUGUUCAGAGACUGGAGCCCGUAAUUAUGGAACUCGAAAGGCAGGAAAAUGUGCUUGUCAUAUGUCACCAAGCUGUCAUGCGCUGUUUGCUCGCAUAUUUUCUUGACAAGCCUGCAGAACAACUGCCUUACCUGAAGUGCCCGCUGCAUACUGUCUUAAAGCUAACCCCGGUGGCUUAUGGAUGUAAAGUAGAAUCUAUAUUUCUGAAUGUUGAAGCUGUAAACACACACAGAGAUAAACCCGAGAAUGUAGACAUUUCCAGACCUCCCGAGGACGCUCUUGUAACAGUCCCUGCUCAUCAGUGAAUCCUGUGUGCUGAUCAACUAUCGAACUUGGGAAUGUAGGUGUGGAUCGAUCAAGAGAAGAGGCUCUGAGGACAGUACCCAACCACCUAUAGCUCCAGUCCCCGGGGGCGGCAGCCCUUCCUCCCGCGCCAGUGUGGAGCGGCGGCGGUGGUGUCGCUGAGCACCGAGCGAGUGGGAAGGAACGUGCCUCCCCUUCACUUUAAGACAUUUCGAAUGUGAUUCGGCUUCUUUGGAGAAAAGCUGUAGUUGUGGAUAACUCCCAGUGCCGAAAGGUAUCAGUAAAAAGAUUUAUGGGAAGCAGAGUAGGGUUGGAUUUAGAUUUUUUUUUUUUUUUUGUAUGUAAAUUUGUGCAGUUUUGGUGGUUUUUAUUGUUCAUCUGUGGAUACUGCAAGUUGGUUAAUUGCCCGUGUCAAUUUUACUGUCAGAUUUUAACUAGAUUUUACUUUCUAAGCGUUUUUCUAAGAGUUCCUCUUAUUUUUACUGUGAAUGAUUGCCUAGAAUUACAUGGAGAUUUUUCUGAUGGCGUAUUUAACAGAGGUGAAAUUCCGCAUUUUGAGCAUUGGAGGCUUCGUGUUGUGAAACCACUUUAAACGGGAAAGCCUGUCAGCUCUGAUAGCUUUUCUGUGUUUUAAACUGAGCUUUGGUUUACCAACCACAACUUAAAUUUUUGUGAAAUGGGGAGACUUUCCCAUGUGAAAGUAAAAGUCUUAAAGUUAGAUUCACUACCUGAAAGUAUCUGAUGUUUUAGCAAGGUUUUAACAUUUUCCAAGGGCCGGCUGUAUUUUGGAGGGCAGGAGAAGACACAGUAUUAAGUGGGGGACGUGAGUGUGAGUAUAGCUGGCAGCCAGGGCAAGGAGUGGAGACAGACACAUCCUUUCUGCUGCAGUUACAGGAGAGGAUGAGCAGCUUUCUGGCAACUGGAAGGGAGGGGAAGAGGAUUCAGACUGUCGAGGGCCGGAGAAGCUGCCUGUCUUAUUAGUGCUGUGAUUUAUUUUUUUAGGCAAUUUUUGGAAUGAAUUUCAACAUAAAAGUCUAUGUUUCUCUUUUAUAGCCACAUUUAAUGCGUACAUCAGGAAACAGUACAGAAAGGUUAGGUGGAGUUUAACCAUUCUAACAGCUCAUGCAAGAAAAACACCAGGUAAAUUCUGAAAUUAUUUUUAACACUGGCACACCUGCCUUGGGGGUUUUUUUGUGCUGUUUUUAAUCAUCUUCCACCAUCCCAACUCCUCACUGCUCUCUUAUACCUUGUGAAACUCCAGUGCUAAAAAUGGAAUUUUCUGUGUCUGUUGAGGCCAUGACCUUUAACUGUACUAAAUCAAUGUGUAAUUUGUACGUGUGUUACCAGACAGCUGAAGCGAGCUGCCAGCGCUGCUGCUGGCUCUUAGUUCUGAAACAAGAACUAUACUUUGGUAGUUGGACUGUGGGUUUUUUUUUUUUCUUUCCUAAGGAUUUCUCUUCAAUUAAUUGAGCUUUUACCAUGUAUGUUGUUGGGGUUGUUUCGUUGGUUUGUUGUUUUGUUGUGUUGUUUUUUUUUUUUUUUUUUUUCUCAAUUCCUGUGUGAAAUACCAGGCCCUCAUAACGUAGUUUUGCAGGCAAGGGCUAAAUUGUCUUUUGUGCGGGGUUUAUACAAUAACGUGCUGCUGUUGUGAUUUGUUUUAAUAAGCUAAUUUCAGCAAUAUAUUCAGCUCUGGAAGUAAGCCAUACUGUAUCGCUGGGUUCGGUGGCGGAGGAGGAGGAGUGCGUAGGGUGGGGAAGGACCGGGAACACUUGCUUCAGGCGCUGCUGUCUGAAGCUUUGUGUGCGCGAGCCACGCGUUCGGUAACGCCCAUUUCGGCUCUUUGUGAAUUCAGCUGUGUCCGUAGCUGCUUCGUGAGGAGAGGGACCGCACGGCGCUGCUCGGAGCAGUUCAUUUCUCGGUGCUUGGUGGCCAAACCUUGGCGUUUCCCCCCCAGCUCGGAGGGGUGUUCGGCGUGGGGGGGCCGGGCUGCGCUCCAGGCAGGCCUCCCCCGCCCAGCUGCGCCCGGGAGUCGUCAGGCGGGAUUUCAGUUGAGGAGGUCAGAGUUGGUCUGUAGUUACCGAGGGCAAAUCCCAGGAGGUUGGAUGAGGAACGCGGGGUUUUUCGGGCAGGCUGCGGUGGUACCUGCGCUUGGGCUCGGUUGAAGAGCUGUGGUGGAAGGGAAGGUUUCCCCUAGUGAGAGCUGAGCCCGAGGGCCGCCUCUCUUCACUGGCAAGCGCGGCUUGAGGUGUCUCCCCCCUCUCCCUUUCUUUGUUUUACCCCUCUCGACUUUCAGAGGUGCUGUAAAAUUCCUUGAGGCUAAAUGUUUUAUGUAUAGUAGGUAUUUUUAUAGCCUGCUUUUGAAUAUACUGUGAUGAAUGUUUGACUAAGUUGGGUGUUCAGUGAAAAGAAUUGUAUACAAGUGUAAAUAUACUGUUAUGCUGAUACUUGAAGAGGAAAAAAAAAAAAAAAUGAAGUUGCCUGUUCUACUUUAGGAAGGUACUAAAUCACUGACUGCAUGUGACCCUCUCUAGCUGGUGAGAGCAAGUGUAGACGAUGAAUGUAGCUUUGAAGGGAGCGAUCGGUUCUCCCCGGGGCGUGGCCACCUUUCCACAACAGCACUGUCAAGAAUUGCAGAAUAUUGUCGCUGUCUCAAAGCUGCGUAUGUCCCCCGCUCCUGACAGAACCGUCACUGACCGGGGGAGUGAAAACCCUCGUCCUGACCGUGCGUAUUUGUAUCCGUGUUUAUUUUACUGCCUUCUGACUGUUAACGCACUUGCUAGCUCAGCUGCAGUCUCUCGAAUGGGAUGAAGCUGUCUUUUCUUACAGCGUUGGCCUUCGUCGUAACCUUUCAGACAAAUGUAAUCACUUGACCUUUGAUCCGAGUAAUAAAGAUCAAAUGCCAG
Molecule: messenger RNA, 4383 nt
Organism: Tyto alba (common barn owl)
Lineage: Eukaryota; Metazoa; Chordata; Aves; Strigiformes; Tytonidae
Product: 6-phosphofructo-2-kinase/fructose-2,6-bisphosphatase 4
Exons: 15
Coding region: 58-1482 (474 amino acids)
Biological process (GO): fructose 2,6-bisphosphate metabolic process; fructose metabolic process
Cellular component (GO): cytosol
Molecular function (GO): 6-phosphofructo-2-kinase activity; ATP binding; fructose-2,6-bisphosphate 2-phosphatase activity
Source: RefSeq, a predicted model, not a curated record